Molecule: messenger RNA, 4288 nt
Organism: Polyodon spathula (Mississippi paddlefish)
Lineage: Eukaryota; Metazoa; Chordata; Actinopteri; Acipenseriformes; Polyodontidae
Product: E3 ubiquitin-protein ligase MGRN1-like
Exons: 16
Coding region: 307-1950 (547 amino acids)
Biological process (GO): protein ubiquitination; endosome to lysosome transport; negative regulation of G protein-coupled receptor signaling pathway
Cellular component (GO): nucleus; cytoplasm; plasma membrane
Molecular function (GO): ubiquitin protein ligase activity
Source: RefSeq, a predicted model, not a curated record
GCGGAAAUGGCGUAACACGUUGAUGCUGGGUCUGAAAAAAAUAUAUAAUCGGUUCCCUUUUUGUUUGUUUUUAUCGUCUGUUUCUGGUUUUAUUUAAUUUCGGUGGAUCGAUGUGCCCCGUUUCCGCGAAUUGUAAAUACAAAGUGGGUUACGAAAACCGAGCAAAAUCUUUCAUGAGGUCUGAUUGAAUUUUCGUGCUCGAUCUGUGGAGCGCUGUAGUUUUUUUAAUAAGUAAAGUCAAUACAGGAUUGUUUUCAGUUUUUGUGUUCGAACUGCGUAGUUCAGUUUUUUUUGUGUGUGUGAAUAAUGGGUUCGAUAUUAAUCCGAAGAAUUGCUGGAGUUGAAGAUAUUGACAUUCAAGCAAAUUCUGCCUACAGAUAUCCUCCGAAAUCGGGAAACUAUUUUGCGAGUCACUUCUUCAUGGGAGGGGAAAAAUUUGAUACUCCACACCCAGAGGGAUACCUGUUUGGAGAGAACACGGACCUGAAUUUCCUUGGGAACAGACCUGUGCAGUUUCCAUAUGUUACCCCAGCUCCCCACGAACCAGUAAAGACAUUGAGGAGUUUAGUUAACAUCAGGAAAGACUCCCUUCGUUUGGUCAGGUAUAAAGAUGAUUCAGACAGCCCCGAUGAAGAGAAUGGGAAGCCCAGGGUCCUGUACAGUGUGGAGUUCACCUUUGAUGCUGAUGCUCGCGUGGCAAUCAGCAUUUACUGCCAGGCCUCUGAGGAAUUCUCCAAUGGGAUGGCAGUGUACAACCCAAGGAACCCUGCCCUGGUCUCUGAAACGGUACAUUUCAAGAGAGGGGUGAGCCAGCAGUUUUCACUGCCUUCUUUCAAAAUCGAUUUCUCUGAGUGGAGAGAGGAAGAGCUCAACUUUGACCUGGAAAAAGGCAUUUUCCCUGUGGUGAUCCAAGCUGUGGUUGAUGAAGGUGAUGUGAUCGCAGGACAUGCUCAUGUUCUUUUGGCAGCCUUUGAAAAACACGUUGAUGGCAGUUUUUCAGUGAAGCCUUUAAAACAGAAACAGAUUGUGGAUCGGGUGAGCUACCUGCUACAGGAGAUCUAUGGAAUAGAAAACAAGAACAACCAGGAGACAAAGCCCUCGGAUGAUGAUAACAGUGACAACAGCAAUGAGUGUGUGGUGUGCCUGUCGGACCUGCGUGACACCCUGAUCCUGCCCUGCCGACACCUGUGCCUGUGUAACUCCUGUGCUGACACCCUGCGAUACCAGGCCAACAAUUGCCCCAUCUGCAGAUUGCCUUUCCGUGCAUUGCUUCAGAUCCGGGCUGUCCGCAAGAAGCCUGGGGCUCUGUCUCCUGUAUCCUUCAGCCCUGUCCUAGCACAAACAAUGGACCAUGACGAGCAUUCGAACUCGGACAAUAUCCCACCAGGGUUUGAACCCAUCUCCCUGCUGGAAGCCCUGAAUGGUCAGCGAUCAGUAUCCCCAAGCAUCCCCUCCGCCCCCUUGUAUGAAGAGAUCAACUUCUCAGGGGCUCUGGGGGAAUCUGUCCCACUCUCUAGCCGGCCGCUGGGCACCGACAACCGAGCCAUGGACAAGAGAAGCAAGUCCCCAGACAGCACACUGCGCUCCUCCUCCUCCCCAAUCCUGGAGGAAGAUGAAGAGAAGCUGUCUGAGGUUUCUGGUUCCCAACCUCAUCCUCUGAUAGCUAGCAAUCACAACUCACCAGAGACCACAGCAACAGAAGAUGCUCCGGAUUCUGUCACACCGAAGAAAGUUCAGAGGUCCCGGUCCAUGGAGGAUAUUCUCCAAGACAGCAGCAGUGAGCACAGCAGCCUGACUAAGACCGACAGUGACCCGCCAAUGGAGAUCUCCCUGCCGGGAUCCUCCGAGUCGACAGAGAGCCUGAAAAGCCAGAGCACCAACAGUUCAAGCCAGCCUCUCCUCUCCCCCCCAAGCAGCCUUCACAUCGAGGAUGAGCAGCAUGCUUCAUAAACACGGCAGGAACAACUCCUCCCAGGGAGCCUGUCACGAUACCCUGGGCUUUCCUUUCCUUUCAAAGCCACCAACAGCAAGGCACUGUGUUCUAUGAUAAUGCUGCCGAGCAUUAACCAGAAUGAGUACCAGCACGCAGCAGCCUCAAAGGGUAUUUGUAGUCACUCCAGUGUUGAUGCAACAGCGCUGUCUUCAUUUUAGAGCACAGUGUAAUAUGAUUAGGGCUUGAGUUUCCAGCAGUGAGUUUUUUGGGGAUGGGGAAGAACCAUAAUCAAAUUUGUUUACAAGUUUAAUUGAGUUAUUUAAAAUAAUAAGUGUGGAUGAGAAAAAAACUUAAUGGAAAUGUGACCUUCAGAUACUUUUGCUGUCAGGCUGCAAUGGCAAACAUAUAUAUAUAUACAAGAACUUAUGCUUCCUUAGCUACAGCGCAAUCACUUUAUUGUUUGAAACAGGUGUAUGCAAGUGUAUAUGCUUUAAUGUAAGCAUUAAUGUGUCUGGUGCAUAUAAUUAUUUGUAUUUAACAUUUUAGAUGGCAAUAUCACUGCAUUGAAGUAAUUUACAACAUACGUAUGUGACUGAUUUAUUUCAUUAACUAAAUGCACAAUCUUGUGAUUAUUUUUGUAGCUUUAUAAUCCUGUCUCCAGUCACUGAGAAACACAAAUAGAAGAUGUUAAUGUUGGUGGCAUUUGGCUCAUUAUCCCACAGAUGAAAUUGGUGCAACGGUAGUUCCAAGAUUAUUUUUGAUUAUUUAUUUUUUCUAUUUUAUUUGAAACUCCUCCUUAAAUCCAUGCAUGUGUCUGAAAGGGGUCCCAACAUGUUCCUGCCUUUAUAAUGAUAAAAUCCAGGAUUUCAUACUCUAGACGAGUUAUAUCUCACAUGCAUCUGGUCAUUCCUAUCAUGUCAGUCUUGUCAUAUAUGGACACGACGUACACUUUCUUUUUAUAUUUAUUUCUGAAAUUAAUUAGCAAACCUACUUGAUUACUUUUAUUGUACUAUUUUUUGUUUGUAUACAAAUGAACACUGCAUUAAAAAAAAAAAAAAUGUAUACAUACAUACAUACACACACACACACACACAUACAUAUUAAACAUUUUUCAACUGAUAAAAUCAGCUGAGACAUUUUGUUUACCCACAUCACAAAUAAUGGUUGCAUUUUGGACAGCUUUCAAAGAUAUACCUUUAGUGCAAUAUAGAGGAUGUUGAAAGUGCAUCUGCAAAAACUAGUUUUUAGCACUUUAGCAGAACAAUUUACUGUAUUAUAAAUAAUAGCACAGUUGGAGACUAAUCAUAAUGAUUGACCCCCUCACUGCCACUCCAUUAGGGUCCUUACUGAACAAUAAUGUUGGUUCCUACAGGUGUUUUAUUUCAAUUGUAGAAAUCCGAUUGUGUGAACAAGCUCUAGAUAUUGGCGUUGGUUGCUUGGUCUUUGUCAUUAUUCCUAGCAGUCAUCGCUUGUGUAACUGGCAUCUUGUAUACAUGUGUCUGCUUUGAUAUAACAUGCCAGUCUUUCAGUGUUAUAAAUGAAACAGGCAAACACUCCAUGCAGUUUUCACAGCAUGGUGUGUAGCUUUUGAACUGUACUUGGCCUUGGCUUUUAUAUUUUUAUUUUACAGACACCAAUUUAAGCAUUUCUAUAAAGGACACUUUCAAUAUACCUAAAUCUCAUAAGAUCAGAUUUGUUUAAUAAAUAACAAGAAAGUUUCCUGCCAGUCUAAAAUAUCUCUCUUUUAAAAACAAUGUGGGUGUCCUGGUGUGUUUUAUUUGUUUUUUUUUUGUUUGCCCCCAGGUAAUGUUGAGAAUCUUAUUAUGAUCUAAUCAUAUAAUCUAAAAUCUUAAGAUUUGUUUUUUCUCAUGGAAGUGGUUACUGAACCUUCAAAUAAGUAUAUCUAAGGGAAAUAUAAUAUAUUUGUGGCACAUCUGAAUUUGUGCUAGAAAUACCAGCAUUGAUGCUUCUGCCAUAAAUCUUUAUUUUGCUGACCCAGGUAUGAUCUUUUCUAACUUGAUGGAUCACCUCAGUAACCUGCCCUCAAGAUUAUUUAUAAAUAGCUUAUUUGUUAUGCUGCAGUCCUCUCAGCUUAAAGCAGAAGAUGAUUAACUAAAAUAGAAGCCAGGACGCUAUCUUUGCUGAUACAAAGCAGACCAGCUAUGGAAGGGGACCAUGUAGCUGAUGCUUCUUUCCAUCCAAUCAGAUGGCAGAUGUAGAAAUCCCCCAGAGUUCCAACUCACAGAUCAGUGCUUGUAACUUAAUCAAAUAUCUCAAUAAAGUUAAUAAUGGCGUGUUGGUACUUUUUAAUUCUCAAUGUUUAUUGUAGUCAAAUAAUUAAAAAAAUUAAAACAG